AUGAAGCUGUUGUUGAUCGUCUUAAUAGCUCUGGUCGGGAUUGGCCAGUCGGCUGCCGAGCUGAAGCGUCUGCAGCUCCAUGCCAACAGUAACUUCACCAGGACCCAUGGCAGCGUAAAGGCACAGAAGACCUUGCUGGCAGGCAAGUACUCCUUUUUAGUGGAGGCCACCACCAGUUCCUCCUCCUCCGCUACGAAGACCACCGAAACCCUGCACAACUAUGCUGACAGCGAGUACUACGGCCUGAUUAGUCUGGGAACUCCCAAGCAGAACUUCAACAUUCUGUUUGAUACUGGAUCCUCCAAUCUCUGGGUGCCGAGCUCCAAGUGUCCAAAGUCAAAUACGGCUUGCCAGAUGCACAACAAGUACAACUCGGCCAAGUCCAGCACCUACAAGGAGAAUGGUGAAUCGUUUGCCAUUCAGUAUGGAACGGGCAGUCUGUCCGGCUUCCUCUCCACGGAUACCCUGAGCUGGGCUGGCAUCGAGGUCAAGGAUCAGACAUUUGGCGAAGCCAUGACUGAACCGGGAAGCACCUUCGUACUUGCUCACUUUGCUGGCAUCCUGGGUCUGGCCUACAAGUCGAUAGCCGAGGAUGGAGUACCAACCGUGUUCGACAACAUGAUUUCCCAGAACCUGCUAGACGAACCAAUCAUCUCAUUCUAUCUCAAGCGCGAUGGAACUGCCGUGCAAGGCGGUGAGGUUAUCCUAGGUGGAGUUGACUCUAGUCUCUACACCGGCAGCCUCACCUGGGUGCCCGUCUCCAAGAAGGCCUACUGGCAGUUCACCGUCACUCACAUCAAGAGCGAAGGUGUGGUGCUUUGUUCUGGAUGCCAGGCAAUUGCCGAUACAGGAACCUCCUUAAUCGUGGUCCCUCUGGGGGCCUAUAGGAAGAUCGUUUGGUUGCUAGGUGCCUCAACCAAUAGUGCUGGCGAGGCCUUUGUCCCUUGUGGACGCCUUGCAUCUUUGGCCAAAAUCAAUCUGGACAUUGGUGGAACCAUCUUCACCCUGGCCCCCAGGGAUUACGUGGUUAAGCUGACGGAGAAUGGCAGAACCUACUGCAUGCUGGCCUUUACCUAUAUGUCGGGGAACAGUCUGUGGAUCCUGGGGGAUGUGUUUAUAGGAAAAUUCUACACGGCAUUCGACAAGGGUGAUAACCGAAUUGGUUUCGCCAGAGUUGCUGAUUAUUGA
Drosophila serrata is the source of this 1188-nucleotide messenger RNA. RefSeq names its product lysosomal aspartic protease. The record is from RefSeq and is a predicted model, not a curated record. Gene Ontology annotation, molecular function: aspartic-type endopeptidase activity. Lineage: Eukaryota; Metazoa; Arthropoda; Insecta; Diptera; Drosophilidae. Gene Ontology annotation, cellular component: lysosome. Gene Ontology annotation, biological process: proteolysis; cell death.